Messenger RNA from Nerophis lumbriciformis (worm pipefish), 1752 nucleotides. The record is from RefSeq and is a predicted model, not a curated record. NCBI's taxonomy places the organism in Eukaryota, Metazoa, Chordata, Actinopteri, Syngnathiformes, Syngnathidae.
AUGGAAAACCUGAGUCUUCAUAUUCCAUCCACAAGCAACAAAAAUGCCUUGGAGAGGGACAAUUUUACGACCUAUAGUGAUCUCCCAUCCCCUCUUCCCGAGAGUGGGGCACGGGCAGGCAGGCAGGCUAAAGGCUCUAAGCCGACUGUGGCGUCUCGCCGUAAACGUGAGUUCAUCUCUGAUGAGAAAAAAGAUGAUUCGUACUGGGAAAAACGGAGGAAGAACAAUGAAGCUGCAAAGCGCUCGCGGGAAAAACGACGCAUGAAUGACAUGGUUCUUGAAAACCGGGUCAUGGCCCUUAAUGAGGAGAACGUUCGUCUAAAAACAGAACUACUCCAGCUGAAAUUGCGCUUUGGCCUCAUCAGUGCAGCGUCCUAUAUGGAGAAAAGCCAGCAGAUUGCUAGCAGCUCAGCGGCUGGUAACUCAAGUAGCAAUGGGAGCAGCACAAAUGGCACACCCACUAACGCCGACUUCUCAAGUAGCGGCUACUCCAGUGCAUCCCAGGCGAUGCCGAACUCUGACUCAUCUGAAACCGAACAGCCCAGCCGUGGUGAGCGCCACUCUACGCUUCACAAGUUUUCUCACAGAGGAUCUGUGUCAGACUUGUCUGACGGCUCCUCAAGGGACAGCCCUGAGCCUUUGGGCUACAACAUAAAGAUAGAGCCUUCCAACAUGGAAAUGACAAGACUCGAAAGCACCGGGCCCUCCGGUGGGAUAGCUAAUGGAUUGCCUAUUCGGGCUUACCAAGGCAUCCAUUCCGCUCUGAUGUCUUUUCACCAGCAGAGCGCACCACUGGCUGAAGCUGCCUUAGACUACCAGAAACAGCAGGGCCAUGUGGAGGCCUCCACCGCCCAAGCCACUUCUUCACAAAGGAGUGUCAUCCUAUAUCGUUCUAGCAGUGGGUGUUACCCCGUUGAGAGCCAGAGAUCAGAUGAACAGCAGAGCAGGCAGCAGCAAAGCCAGCAUUCUUCAUCCUCAAAGUUCUCAGAAUAUUCAGUGACCAUCGCCGAGGUCGCCGAGAAGCUAGAGAGGACAAAGACAAUGGACUGUGAGCAGUACGAAUUUUCUGAGGCGCCACGGGAACAGUUCAAAAGCCAACAAAAGCAUGAGGACCAUCAUGGGCCUUACACUUGUCAGGAUCAGGAGAACAGCCAUGAGCAAGCUGAGAAUCGGAACCCCUUCGCUCCGAAUCUGAUCCACAACACUGAAGAGGGCAUGUUGGCGUUCUCGCAGCACAAUGGCUAUCUCAACUCUAUGGACGAAGAGCCUCCGGUUCUCACAUAUGAGGGAGGCCCUAGAGCUGACGGCUUCUAUCAAGAGAAUUCCUCUGCUAAAGAUACUUCAUCUAGCGACGGGGAUCCCCGGAGCUCUGACAAGGAGGCUUCGACUGAUGAUGAAUCCCCCUCCUCGUCAUCCUCAGACAUCAGCAGCUACCACCAGAAAGCUUUGGCGACCGCCGGGCCGUAUGGAGAAUGCCAAGCUGAAAUCAAAGCGACUGCCCUGCCCCACAAACUGCGUCUCAAGAACCGUGCAAUGUCGACCGGGGCGACAAAAGCACAGAUGGAGGUCUGCGUAGGUGUCUCCCAGUCCCCAUCCCCAACCUUGCCCCAGCACCCUUACCUGGCGCUGCCUAGUAGUUCCAUCAUCGGCCAAGUCAGCAGGGAGGCAGAGAAUGAGGUGGAUUACACCGAGGAAGUAAGGCCCAGACCCGAUGAGAGGAUGGACUCCAAAAAGGCAUCCAGCAAUGGUUAG